Messenger RNA from Pieris macdunnoughi, 987 nucleotides. The record is from the annotation of a GenBank genome assembly. NCBI's taxonomy places the organism in Eukaryota, Metazoa, Arthropoda, Insecta, Lepidoptera, Pieridae.
AUGUCUGAUGAACAAGGUACAUCACAAGAAGCAUUAUAUGAGUUAAAAGACGGAAGUAAUUUAGAAAUUGUUGAACUACAAUGUGAAAAGGGUCUUCAAGAGGAAACACCAGUCCUAUAUGACGCAAAUAGCGAUUACCAAAAUGUUUCUUGUAUGGAAAUUGUCGACGAAUCAGGGAAGAGCAAUGUGCUGGAUUUGCUUAACAUGACCCUCAUCAAAUGUUACACCGCAGAGGGUGAAUCCUAUCGUUUGGUGGCGAGCAAUUCUGAGUGUGACGACUCGGAGGCAGUGACGUGUAUAUUGUCAAACGAAGGAGAUGAUCAAGAACAAUUUGUGAUUGUGGACGAAAAUGAUAUAUAUCUACAAGACGAAUAUGCUGAAAACGAUGAAAAUCCAAAAACAGAGACCGUGGUAAGUAAUAAAUUUUAUCGCGAUGAUUUAGUUUCUAGUGCGACCUUCACCCCUGAGAACCAGCAACCGAGCCCGGAAUGGAUAUUGGAAAAGGCGAAAGCGUAUCAGCAAUCGAAGUCUCUUCUAGCCAGCCUUCAAAGGCGUGAAAGUAAAGGCCGCAGACGCAAAGGUGAACUGCCACCUCCACACGAAUUACUAACAUCCCCGACUUUCAAAUUGUAUCUGUAUUCGUGUAAAAUGUGCAAUUUUAAAUGUAAUGCGAUUAAGGAGUUGCAGGCGCAUCGGGCCGCUGAACAUAUUGGCGGGAAUUCGUACCGCGGUAGAAAUUCUACAAUAGCUCUGCAAUGUCCAAAGUGUCCAUACAGGGCACACACUCAUGGCCAGCUGUCAAAACACAUAACUCAAAAUCACGUUAAACGCGAGACGGAUGUGACCUACAGCGAAGCGAUAAAUUUGGACACAGACGAAGUAAAUGCAGCCGAUGUUUUGGUCUGUGGCGCGUGCGGGUUCGAAUCCCCGUCGAAGGAGGUUUUCCGAACUCACAUACAGACGGAGCAUGGCGCUAUGGCUUGUUAA